UCAAAACUUUCACAAGUCCACUUUGUUAUAAAUAGUGUCCUCUUCUCGUGGAGUAGCAUCACUGAUUAGACAACUCUCUUCCAACCACCAUGGCCAAUUUCAAAACUUUCUUCAUUUCCCAAACCCUAACCCUAACCCUCCUUUUCUCCACCCUAGUGACUGCCACUUACCACCACAACAUCUCUCCAAGUCUUGUACGUUCUCGUGAGAAGCUGACCCACCUUCACUUCUACUUGCAUGAAAUUUUUACUAGCGAAAAACCCUCGAACAUCGUAAUCGACCCCCCCAAGGUGGUAGCCAGCUCUCCACUUCCAUUUGGGUCGCAAGUGGUGAUCGAGGACCCAUUAACAAUUGGGCCUGAUGUGAAGUCCAAAGAAAUAGGCAAGGCCCAAGGGUUUUACCUAUCCGCAACCCAAAGGCCCGGUUUGGAGUUAGAGAUAGUCAUGGGGAUGGCUUUGACCUUCUUAGAAGGCGAAUUCAACGGUAGCAGUUUAAGUGUAUUGGGGAGAAACAAAAUCUUCAAUGAGGUAAGGGAGUUGCCAAUUAUUGGUGGCACGGGUGAGUUUCGCUUCGCACGUGGCUAUAUCCUUGCUAGGACUGUCAAGGUCGAUUACCAUAAAGGGGAUGCUACCGUCGAAUACAAUGCAUAUGUCUACCAUUAUUCUUCCACCAGCUCUUCUUCCUCUCCCCACCUUUUUAAUCAGGGACUUCAUUUAUGUCAUGGAGACUACUAAGCUUAUAAUAAACUCAGAAAAGAAAUUAGACUACAGAAGGUGGGGGCAUAAAUCCAAAGACCAAGUUGCUAAUUUACUCCUCUGAAUCUGUCCAGUACUAUAAAUAAAUUUGCUCUUUUCGUACACGGAAUUAAGUCUUUGUUGUAGUGCAAGUUGCGUCAGCUAAAUAAUGUGCCACUCAAAUAUUUUUUCUUUUGGAAAUGUUGCCCGUUGAUUAUUAUUUGUAUUGUGCAAUUGAAAAGAUAGAGAGAAAGUGGCCCGGAGUUGAAAACUUGAUAUCAUUACAAUGUGUACCAAAAAUGUGAAAGUUGUACUACCUUCUCUGUUCCUUUCUAA
Messenger RNA from Glycine soja, 1070 nucleotides. Its product is annotated as dirigent protein 22-like. The record is from RefSeq and is a predicted model, not a curated record. The transcript has a single exon. Lineage: Eukaryota; Viridiplantae; Streptophyta; Magnoliopsida; Fabales; Fabaceae. Bases 90 to 734 code for a protein of 214 amino acids.